AUGUUAAAUCAACAAGAUUCAGCUUCAUUUGAUGAUAGUCGCUUGUAAUAAGACAUGAAGUAAACUGCUUAAUUUUUUAAUCCUCAAUUAAACUCAUUAGGCUAAUCUAUUAGAUUCUAAUAAAAAUAAAUAUAAAAAGUCCCCUUCAAAUCUGCAAAAGAAUAAGCUUUCAAGAUUAGUUCAGAAGGCAAAAAGAAUUUACAAUAUCAGAUUAACACUGAAAAAAAACCUACUCAAACUUUGAAAAAAGUCAUUCAUACUAAAUCUACCAAAUAGUUUGUAUAAAAUAAUCAAAUUACUCCUGCCAUGCAUAAAUUUAGGUAUUAAUUUAUAUUUAAUAAGCUCUCCUCCCAAAUUAAUUAAAGUUCCUUUUGUUAAACCUUUUUCACCACCCCAACCUAAGACUAAUAAUGAAUAAAUUAAUAUACUCUAAAACAAUUCUGUUGCACCUGGCUUUCAAAGAAAUACCAAUAUUAAAUUUGCUCAGCCUCUUAAAAUUUCUGAUAAUGAAUUUAAUAUAAGCAUGGCUGAUGUAUAACCUGUUCGAAAGCCUAUCCCCACAAAACAAACUGAAGAGUUCAAUAAACCUGAAUACCCAUCUUAUUAAAAAUCUUUAUUAGAUAGCAGAUAAUCUCAAUAUAAUAGUGAAUAAAUGCAAAAAUCUAAUUCAACUGCAUUUUUACCCCAAAUUAAUUAAACAAAAAAAAAUUUCAAUAAUCAAUUCUAUGGAUAUGGUUCAAUUGGACAAUAAUCUUAAUAAGAGACUGCUCUAAGAACUAAUUCUUCAAAAUAAACUAUUACUCCUGUCAAUGAAUUUAUUAAUUGCAAUCUACCUAAUGAUGAUGUAGCAAGAAAAUCAAGAACUGCAUAAGUACAUCUUAGAGACUCUCAAGAAUCUCAAAAUCAAAUGAAAUCAGCAUAUAAAUUAAAUAAUAUUGAUAAACCAGAUCAUUUCAAUCAGUUACCAUAAAUAUAAUCCCCUUAAGCAAGUACUAAAUAAUAGUUAGCAUUUUAAUCAACUGGAGGCUCAUAGAAACAGAAACAUUUUCUAUAAAGAAAUCCUUAAAUUAUGAUAAUAAAUAGAUUAUUUUCAUCAAAAUCUGACAAUAACUAAGUUAUUUGA
Paramecium sonneborni is the source of this 1123-nucleotide messenger RNA. NCBI's taxonomy places the organism in Eukaryota, Ciliophora, Oligohymenophorea, Peniculida, Parameciidae. The record is from the annotation of a GenBank genome assembly.